Molecule: messenger RNA, 531 nt
Organism: Brassica oleracea var. oleracea
Lineage: Eukaryota; Viridiplantae; Streptophyta; Magnoliopsida; Brassicales; Brassicaceae
Exons: 1
Coding region: 1-531 (176 amino acids)
Source: RefSeq, a predicted model, not a curated record
AUGCCCCAUGACGAUGCCCUAGUCAUCACGUUGGAACUUGUGAGCACCAUCUUCUCGAAGAUUUUCGUUGACACCGGAAGCGCUGUCAACGGCGUUUCACAAAUGACGCUACGAUUGAUUAGCCAACCAACCCCAGUAAUCGAUCACGAAAUGACUCCCCUCAAUAGUUUUGAAGGAAAGUCGAUCCGAUCACUCGGGAUAGUGCCACGAACCACCAAAACUUACGACAUCGAACUGGAGACCGAGUUCACCGUGGUUGAUCAUUUCAUGCCCUUCGACGCCUUCGUAGGACAUCCUUGGAUACACCAGAUGAAGGCGGUCCCUUCGGUUUACCACCAGUGCUUGAAGUUUUUAUCACCGACCGGCGAGAAAACUGUACGCGGGAGCCAGAAACAAUCUCGAGCCUGUUAUAUGGCCGGAUUACAAAGGAUGCCCCUGCAAGGAGAGAAUGUCUCACUCAUCCGCGAUAUCACAGUAAAAGACUCCGCCAGAGACCUAUUAAGCGUCGUCGCCCUAGACGAAACUCCUUAG